GUGACGUCAGCGGUUUUUCUGCGGUCAGCUGGUCCAACUGAAGUUAGCUUGCGGGUGGAAACGUACAGCCUGCGUCAGGCCAGUGCGCAGCGCAAAGUAGCUUGGUGAGAUGACAGCAGGCUUCCAUCGAUCCGGUAUUGGUCAUCGUAUUGAUCAGUUAACAGAAUGAUAUGAACGGCUCGUGAGCUGAAACCUUGACUGCAGCCGCUAGCUCGCGAAUGGCUAACUGAGCCGCUCGUAAUGGUCUGGAGUUGUUUACCAGAACGAAGGAGAAGAGAUGGAGGACUGCACCGAGGAGGACUUCAUGGAGACACCCGCGCUUCCUCUGGAGGAAGAAUAAUGUUAAAGCUGCUCUACUGCCUGGCCCUCCUCCUCCUCCUCCUCACCACCUGAUGGCUCACAAGCAGCAGCAGGUCUCUCUGUGCAGGCCCGGGGUUCAAAUGUGUAUUUUGAAAGGCUUCCAACACUCCUAACAUGGUCACAUAAAGUUGAGAAAAGUAGAUAAAACUCCAAACUUGUGAGAAACAGUAACAAUAAGUUUAUAAUCAAUUUGACCACUUGUGUCCCUUACCUCCAUAAAUCUUGCUGCUAUUCCCGUCACUUUGAAAAGACGUGAUGGGCUCUGUCGGCCGUCUUCCAUUCAGUUUAUUUUCUAUAGCCCAAUAUCACGAUGUGUGUUUCAUGACUAGAGAGCCCAGGAUGUGCGAUCAGAGUAAAUAACCUGCAUGCCCGUAUGGUGUUUGGAGUAAAGGUCUCGCUGACCCGUGGGUUCAGCAUUGCUUUAUGCUUAUUAAAAUGCUGUGAGAGGUCCCUGGGGGAUAUCUCCACUUUAUUCUGAUCGGAUGCUGUGUUUCUCUCUUUCGCUGCAGAUCAUAGUUUACAUCCUUCGCUUUCUUCACUCUUCGGACAGGAAGGAAGCCUCACUAGUCUGCCGCAGCUGGUACUAUGCCAGUCAGGACUUUCACUUCCAGAAUAACGUCACCUUCUGCUUCCCGGCCUCAGCCUCGUCCCUGGAGCUCAUCCGGGGUCUGGGCAGGAAGUCCCGCUGCAGUCUGAUAAUCAGCCAGCUCGAUGGCUUCAGCAUGUCCAGAUCACUGCUCCUGGAGGUGGGUCUGUGCUUGGGCCCAAAGCUGGAGAGCUUGGCGCUGCCCGGCAGCAGUGUCACGGAGGCCUCUCUGCUGGCGCUCCUCCCUCGCCUCACCUCCCUCCGCAGGCUGGACCUCAGAGGCCUGGACAGCCUCUUCAUGUCUGGGGCCUUCCUCUCCAGGGAGGAGCACAGACAGCAGGUCCGGUCCGCUCUGUCCGGUCUGGAGGAGCUGGAUCUGUCCGACCUGCGGUACCUCUCCGACCUCACCUUCAACCGGCUCACCGGCUGCACCCCUCGCCUCCGCCGCCUCUCGCUGGCCGGCUGCCACAUCGCCUUCGAGUUCGACCCGUACCGAGGGUGCCCGGUGGGAGAUGUGAAGGACUCGUCAGCGUUGCUGUCACUGAGGAACUUGCGGAAGUUGUUAACGGAGCAGAAAUCCACCCUGGUCGCUCUGGACCUCAGCAGAACUUCUAUUACCCCUGAGUCCCUACGCACGGUUGCACAGGUUCAGGAUCUGGUGUUAGAAGAGCUGUGUCUGCAUGGCUGUAAGGAGCUGACCGACUACUCCAUGGAGGUUCUGGUAAAGCACCAGCCGAGCCUCCGGAGGCUGAACAUCAGUGGCUGCACUGAGCUGACCAGCAGGUCCGUAGAGGCCGUGGCGCGCGGCCUGAAGUCAAUGACACACCUCUCCUUGGCCCGCGAUUGGAGGAUCACUGAAAAAGGCCUCGCUGACCUCGUGUCCACGUCGUCCCUGAGGAGUCUGGAUCUGUCCGAGUGUCUGCAUGUCAGCGGAGCCGAGAUAACGAAAGGCUUGACGGGAUCGUGUGCUGCCAGAGCUCAGCUGGAGGCCCUCAGCCUCAAGGGCUGCACCUACAUUAGGGAUCUUGCCGUUUUCUCCCUCGCCCAGCUCCUCGGGGAAACUCUCCGCGAGCUCGACUUGACGUCAUGCGACAACGUGACCGACUUGUCGGUGCGCGCAGUCGCCGCGUACCUGCAGAAGCUGGAGGUUCUGCGGCUCGGCUGGUGUAAAGAGGUCACGGACUGGGGUCUGCUCGGGAUCGUGGAGACGACCAAAUGUGAGACCGACCAGGAGACGGGAGACAAGGGUCCCAGGUUCACCCGGAACUUCGGCAACAUGGGCUUCUUCAAGCCUCCACGUUUGCCGUGUGAGGAGCGACCCGAGCUGGUGACGCACAACGACCUGCAGCAGUUCAAACAGCAGGCCGGAGCUUCCCUGCUGGCCCUCAGCCGGCUGCAGGAGCUGGACCUCUCCGCCUGCCCCAAGCUCACCGACCGCAGCAUCACACAGGUGGUGCGCCACCCGGACCUUCGCCGUCUGUCUCUUUCCAUGCUGCCGGGCAUCUCCGACGCCAGCCUGGCGUCGGUGGCGUGGCACUGCCGCAGCCUCACCAGCCUGGCGCUCAGCCACUGCCCGGGCAUCAGUGACCGCGGAGUGGCACAAGCUGCACCGUACCUGCACAGGCUGCAGCACCUCUACCUCUCCUGUUGUAAUAACAUCACCGACAGAUCUUUGUUCCUGCUGGUGCAGCACUGUAAGCGUCUGCAGACCCUCGACAUCUCACGCUGCAACAACAUAUCCAUCACUAGUGUGGAGCUCCUUCAAUCGCAGCUGCCCUUCCUGGAAAAUGUCCACUACCGAUUUAUAGGCGGGGCUGAUCCGACGCUCACUCUCUGAUGCUGCACCUUUUCAAUAACGACACCUGCUGACCAACGUCUGCUCUGUGAGUUGGGCUGUCACAGGUCAGCCAUUUGCACAGGAACUGAAGGACAUGUUGAAAGUGUUUAUUUCAGUGUCACCUGAAUGAGUCUCUCCAGCGUGAGGCAGAGGCCACUUGUAUGACACUAACGUGGAAUUAUUUUAACUGUAUGGUCAACAUUUCAUGUUUGUUUAUGCUUGGAGGCAAACAAAUAUGUAACUGACUGAAAAAGCAUGCACCCACACCCUAAUAUUCAAAGAUCGUCAACUGUUUGGACCGAGGGGGGAAAGAUGAAACGUUAUGUUUAUGUGGUGCAUCAUCACAGAGGAGACAGGGUUCAUCGAAGUAUGAAGAACGAUCUGUUAAAACCAAAAGAAACCCUGAAAGAAGAGGAAAAUAGUACCAGAGUAUCUAAUUAUAGGGAGAGUGUGUUAUAUUGCACAUUUGAUUUUAUACGCAGGUGUCGCAAAAUACUAAUUGUUUUAAUUGUCUUGAAGUAAUAAAGGUGUUUUUAUCUAACAGUAAAAUACUUCCUGAACUGAAGGUUAGGCAGAGAAAAAUGAAAGACGCCGCCCCAUAAGAAAUAAUUAUGUUGAGAUUGAAAGUAGUAUUUUAUUUUUUCGAUCAUCCUGUAUAACAUUGGUUAUACUUUACUUGAUUAUUUAUUUUUUAACAAAGAAACAGGAGAGAGAUGUUUCUAACUGACAGUUCUGUGACGUAGAAGUGAAGCUGGAUGUGAAGUGAAAUAGUUUCCUCCUUUUAGACCAAAAUCCAUAUUGACUUCCAUGUAGUUUUCAGCCCAUUGCUUGGAUUUAGUUUAAAUUUGCACUAAUAGAGCCCUGAUAGUUGGCCUAUACUUCAAUUUGAAUAUUCAAAUAUAUAUGUGUUAUAAACCUAGAAUGCUUUUCAAAUACAAAGUUGUCAUAGGUGGAGAAUUCACACAUCCUUUUAAAAUAAAGUGAAGUUUACUUAACCCUCCUGUUACCUUAGGGUCAAUUUGACCCCAUUCAAUGUUUAACCCUCCUGUUACCUUUAUAUUUACUGACAUAUUUUACCCUUGGGGUCAAUUUGACCCCAGCAAUUAAAACCUCCAGAAAAUUAUGAGAAUUAAUAUUGUUUCCCAAGUUUAAGUGUGAGGUACUUUAUGUUUGUUUGUUGACUACCUAAAUAGCCCUUUAAAUAUAUAAAAAAGUUGAUAUUUCUUAUAUGUUUGACACAGUGAAAAACAGCCUGGGGUCAAAUUGACCCGAAAGAACACCGACAUUAAACAUUGAAUGGGGUCAAAUUGACCCUACGGUAACAGGAGGGUUAAAAGGUAUGUCGGCUUGAGUGGGAUUUAUAAAAGAUAUUGAAUAUAA
Molecule: messenger RNA, 4163 nt
Organism: Pseudoliparis swirei
Lineage: Eukaryota; Metazoa; Chordata; Actinopteri; Perciformes; Liparidae
Gene: fbxl9
Product: F-box and leucine rich repeat protein
Exons: 11
Coding region: 843-2783 (646 amino acids)
Biological process (GO): SCF-dependent proteasomal ubiquitin-dependent protein catabolic process
Cellular component (GO): SCF ubiquitin ligase complex
Molecular function (GO): protein binding
Source: RefSeq, a predicted model, not a curated record